Penicillium waksmanii is the source of this 1227-nucleotide messenger RNA. RefSeq lists its product as uncharacterized. Lineage: Eukaryota; Fungi; Ascomycota; Eurotiomycetes; Eurotiales; Aspergillaceae. The transcript is spliced from 2 exons. The record is from RefSeq and is a predicted model, not a curated record. Bases 1 to 1227 code for a protein of 408 amino acids. Gene Ontology annotation, molecular function: DNA-binding transcription factor activity; transcription cis-regulatory region binding. Gene Ontology annotation, biological process: positive regulation of transcription by RNA polymerase II. Gene Ontology annotation, cellular component: nucleus.
AUGUCGGCCGCACAUCUUGCGGAGAAAGACGAUGGCCUCAAGCGCGUGGCAUUGACUCACAGGGAAGAGGCUGUCUCCAGGCUCGAACGCGAAGUGCUUAGGACAGAUCAGACGAUUCAGUCGAUCGAUACCGUCUAUAGUGACUUCAAUUUGGUAGUCUUGUUUAUCUGUAUACUGCUUGGGAUGACAGAUAGUUGGCAUAAUCCAACUAUGCUUGGUCUGAAAUAUCUACACAGUGCCCGGUUAUUGUUUAAAAGAUUGAGCCCAGUGGUCAUAGAUUCCGUUCAAUCGACAAAAGAAAGGAAUUCAAUUCGCUUCAUUGCCGGUAUUAUGGCCUACUGGGAAGCCCUGGUCUCCUUUCUGAAGGAUCAACCGCUCAAUGCCACGUCAUAUCUGUCCUCAUUUGUGGACGAAAGUUAUGACAUUAUUCCGUCCAAUCCCUGGACCGGGGUAUCUACACCUCUAUUCAUAUACCUGGCUCGCGUGGGGGCUCUAGGAAGACAGCGAGAGACGAUGCAAAAGUUGAACCUAUCUAGCCUCGCCUUGGAUGCCGAGGAACGAAUUCAAGCGACUUUGACCAAGAAAGCCCGUGAAAUCGAGAUGGCGCUGCUGGGAUACCGUAUUCCGCCGUUGGAUAAGAUCGAGCAGACUCAUGAUAUACAAACACCCGUGAUCCACCUUCAAAAGACUGCGCAAAUAUUCCGACUCACGGCUCUGCUGGAAGUUUAUCUUUCGUUUCCUGAACUGUUCACGUCAUGUGCUAGAGAGUUCAGUAGCUCUGAAUGCGAUAGUUCCUAUCGCCUUGAAAUUUCACGGCCUUCGAAAAUGCUCUCUCUAGCGACGGGCAUACUAACAAUUAUAUCAACUUUGCCACUGGACUCAGGCACAAAUGUAAUACUCUGCCUUCCUCUUAUAGUGGCCGGUAGUGCUUUACAAUAUUCUUCUCCUGCUUCCACGUCUCAAAAGAUCGGACUAUUUGACGAGCUUGCCAAUAUCCACAAUGAACAAGGUGUACACGAGCAUUGGCGAUCGUUUGUGAGAGAAAGACUGAAAUAUAUCCACCGAUUUGUUGGCUUAGCUUCGGUUUUACGGGCAUUGGAGGUCGUGGAGAGAACCUGGUUCCGGGCCGACGUGCAAAGAAUAGCCGAUAAGCAGGGUAUGAGUGAGUCAUUUGUUCACUGGACAAAUGUUAUGGUUGAUGAACGACUGGAAACUAUAUUCGGAUAA